AUGCCUCUCGCCAGGAGCGACUCGUUCCACGACAUUGACUUUACUCUCCGACGGCAGUUCAACAAGGAGACAUUCAGGCCGUAUCAGCGUGAAAUCAUUCUUGCCGCACUCGAAGGCAAAGAUGUCUUCGUCCAGGCAGCAACGUCGUUUGGCAAGAGCCUGUGCUUCCAACUGCCUGCUGUGAUAGACCGGGGGAUUACGAUUGUCAUCUCUCCGUUGCUGAGUCUCAUGGCAAGUCUAUCUCCGACUGCCAUCAAUCAAGUCGAAGCACUGCGUGCAGCCAACGUAGACGCGCGCACGCUCAACAGUAACACCCCUUUAGCGGAGCGAGACUAUAUCUACCAAGACCUGGCCACGGGUCACCCGCACACGCGCCUCCUCUAUGUGACCCCCGAGCUCUGCUCCUUCGACCGCUUCCGCGACCGUCUCAAGCUGGUCCACGAGCAAAAGGAGCUCGCCCGAAUCGCCGUAGACGAAGCCCACUGCAUCUCAGAAUGGGGCCACGACUUCCGCAGGGACUUCAAGCGCCUGUCAUGGUUCCGCGACACCUUCCCGGACGUGCCGAUCAUGUGUCUGACGGCCACAGCCAACGACCAGGUCCGUCGGGACAUCCUGUCCACGCUUGGGCUCGACAGGACGCCCGAUAGGCUGCGGAACUUCACCAUGACCGCGCACCGGCCGAAUCUGCACCUCGAGGUCCGCUUCACCAGCGACGAGGCCAACGACCGCUACGACGACUUCGUCACCUGGCUGAAGGGCGUGUACGCGCGGCGUGCGGCGCCCGACCGCAGACCGGAGCUGGAAGCGGCCGGCGAGCGCGUCGAGAACGUGCCGGGAAUCAUCUACACCAUCUCCCGCGACGAGUGCGAGUCGCUGGCCGCCGCGCUCCGCCACGACGAGAUCGGCGCCCGACCGUUCCACGCCAAGCUGCCCAAGGAAGUCAAGGAGGAGACGCUGGCGCGGUGGAUUGCCAACGAGCCCGGCUACGACAUCAUCGUGGCCACCACGGCCUUCGGCAUGGGCAUCGACAAGGAGAACGUGCGCUUUGUCGUACACUGGCGGCUGCCGAAGAGUUUUGAGGGAUACUAUCAAGAGGCUGGCAGAGCGGGGCGCGACGGGAACGCGAGUUAUUGCUUCUUGUACUAUGCUCGCGAGGACAGGGACCGCGUGUGCAACAUGGUGAUGAGGGACGGGCAGGCGGCCAGGGACGGGAGUGUGGAUGGGAAUAAGCAGGCGAGGAUGCAGAGUCUGAACCGGCUGGUCGAGUACUGCGAGGACACGAACACCUGCCGGCACGCCGCGAUUUGCAAGUAUUUUGGCGAGGAGCGGGUGCCUGAGUGUGACUAUGCUUGUGAUUGGCACAAGGACGCUCCGGGGCUAAAAAGGAGGAUGAAGAGGGGGUUGGCGAGUGAAGAGUGGGUGAGCACGCAGAGGGAAGAGGGCAUGUAUGAUGACUAUUAUUACAGCGAUUAG
Messenger RNA from Chaetomium strumarium, 1473 nucleotides. RefSeq names its product P-loop containing nucleoside triphosphate hydrolase protein. The record is from RefSeq and is a predicted model, not a curated record. Gene Ontology annotation, molecular function: 3'-5' DNA helicase activity; nucleic acid binding; four-way junction helicase activity. The transcript has 4 exons. Gene Ontology annotation, cellular component: cytoplasm; chromosome. The coding region runs from base 1 to 1473 and encodes 490 amino acids. NCBI's taxonomy places the organism in Eukaryota, Fungi, Ascomycota, Sordariomycetes, Sordariales, Chaetomiaceae. Gene Ontology annotation, biological process: double-strand break repair via homologous recombination.